Messenger RNA from Cladocopium goreaui, 954 nucleotides. The record is from the annotation of a GenBank genome assembly. Lineage: Eukaryota; Dinophyceae; Suessiales; Symbiodiniaceae.
AUGUGGGAAGCACGCACAAGCCAGGAUUGGCAGGCCAAAAUCACAGACCUCAAAGAUCUCCCAGCAUCGCCCAAGAUCAACCAACAGCAUCAAGUGACCUCAACAGCCAUCCGCCCCAAGGUCGAGAAGAAGGCGCCGAAACUUCGCAAGAAGAUCCAACCAGGUCAAGUACUCAUCUUGCUGGCCAGCAAGUUCCGGGGCAAACGCGUGGUCUUCUUGAAGCAGUUGGAGAGCGGCAUGUUGCUGGUCACAGGUAGUUCCGUUUCGGCUCCCAAUCCCUUGCAGAUUCCCUACCCGAAGUUCGCAGAUGGCAUGCCGAAGACUACACAGAUGGAGGGAGGUUGUUCUGAACCACCCCCUCUCAAGGGUCUGCAAGACAUCUCCCUGCAUCAUGAAGCAUGGCAGUUGCAGCGGCAGUUGGAGGAGCUUGAAAGUCAUAAGAUUCAGCUUCAAGAGAAGUCAAAGGUGUUGGCUCAGCUUCACCAUGCAUCCGUGGAUGGAACUGAAGGAGCCAGCUUCGGUGUGAGCACUGCCGGCUGCAUUUGGAUAGGACCUUUCGCCCUGAACGGCGUGCCUCUGAAGCGCGUGAACCAGCGCUACUGCAUCGCCACCAGCACCAAGGUGGACGUCAGUGGCGCUGACUGCAAGUCCAUUACGGACGCCUACUUCGGCAGGGAGAAGACCAAGAGCGCCAAGAGCCAGGAGAAAUUCUUCGCCACGGAGGCGCCAAAGAAGGUCCUGGCGCAAGAGAAGCCUGGGAUAGCCAUGUUGGGCAAGUGGACGCUGAGCGUCCACUCCUCCUUGAGUGAUGAUCCUGGUGGUGACUUGAAGAAGGACGGGCAGAAGAAGUUGGACGAUGCCAUUGUGAAGAGCCUGGGAAACGAUGUGAAGAGCUACCUCAAGUCGCGAUUCUCGCUCUCGGCCAACAUGUACCCUCACGAGCUGAAGUUCUGA